GAAGUCUUCUUGAUUGACAGACAAACACCCCCUCGAUCAACGGCCUGGACAGCUUAGAGCGGACGGACACCAGAUGAAGGACCAAGCGGGAGGGCACAGAGGCGACACGGAGCUCUGAAAAAAGAAAGUGCAGGUCGAAGGGCGGGCCCACGGCGGCCAUGGAGCGAUCCAUAUCCAUGGGCCCCUUGACGAGGCAGCACAGCCGACACAUGGUCGCCUCUGCCUGGGCCAAGCCGCUUCCCGCAUGGGCCAGCGCUUGUGUCAGACCUGUGGUCGUGGCCAGGCCGGUCUGUACGUCAGGGAAGUGCUGCAAACCCGGCGUUGAUGGAGCAGCGACGAUGGACCUCGUCUUGGGUGACGAUGCUGCCGCUGCCGUCGGCCCGCUCCGAUGGCAUCAACAUAUGCAGCCAGGUCUCGAUCGCAGUCGACACGCCCUUUCAAACCACAUGGAUUACGGGGAAGAACUGCUCCGGAAAAGAGCGAGUCUUCCUUCCUCAUUCUUCACUUCGACCUCCUUGCCUUCGGUCGGCGAUGUCGAAGCGCUAUUCACCAACGAUGAGGUACUGCCGCAGGAAGCCAAUGAACCACCUCUCUGGCUGUCAACGUUCGAAGAGCAUCUCAUAUCAUCGCAGCUCCGAACCGUCUUCUCUCAAAUACGAUCUGGGCAACAUGACGUUGUUUCAUUAGCUCGCACGCUCGUCGCAAAGCUGGAGUCAUCGCCACGAGCGUCUUCUGCCUCGGAGGAACAAGUUCAAGACGCCCAGAAGCACGAAGAAGCCCAGCUCCUCAUCCUCUCUCGCUGGGCUGUAACGACGCUGGCUACGCUCGAUUCAUCCUCACCAGAGAUUGCCCUUUCGCCUUCCUCGGUCGCCCACCAUGGCGUCACCAUGCGGCUGUACGAGUCCAGCAUCGCCAGCGGCAAUCUCCUCACGACGGGCAUCCCGAGAACGUUGAUUUCAAGGCAACGAGCGGUGCUCCACCGUCUCUUCGGUCUCUUUCUCAGUUGGUCUCCGCCCUCGCUACCUCCUUCUUGGGGAGUCCGGCAGGAGUACACGAGACUCAAGCUCCUCUAUCGGUCACUCGCCUCAUCUGCAAAGGUGCUCGCUGAUCCACGGCUGAAGAGGUCUCAGGUCAGAUACCUCUUUCGAAAGCUCCUGGCACGCAUCAGCCGAGAAGCCAGCUUCUUUCGGCGACAGAAGCCCACCAUUUCGACGCAUCGAGACAAGGAGCUGGACAGGCUGCGAAAGCAAGUGUGGGCUGACGUAGGUCGGACAUUGGCUGCAUGCGUGGACGAAGGCAUCGUUCCAGUAGUCACCGAUCGCAAAGGAGAGAGAGCGCUGCACAACGUUGUCAGGAGAGGAGCCGAGCUCGAGACUUUUCUCACCCUCUCUGCCGAUGCUCGCAUGGGCUCCAUUUGCCUUGCAGUCGCCCGGCAUGCCCAGCUCGCUGCCCAUCGGGAUGAGCAGGCAAAGGCACGAACAACGCACCGACAACAGGCCAUCGUCGAUGGGCAACAAGAAGAAGACUUCGACAGUCGAUCGCAGAGCAGGCUUUCGAAGCACUCGUCUUCGCUCUCGCUGCGCAGUACUCUGCCAAAGAAUCUCUCUAUUCGUCGCUACCACUACGCCGGACGGGAGGUUCACCAAGCCUUUGGAGACGAAACAUGCCUGCAACGCGUCGUCGACAGCCUUGCAAGGCGGGGGCAGGGCGCUGUGGCCAAGAAGUUGGCCUUUAUGGCACCGGUGGAGCAGCGAACGCCAGGAGUGCUGCAGAGCCUGAUGAGACAUUGGGGCGAGAACGUCAUGGUCAGUGUCGAGAUGGGCGAUCAGAUGCAAGUAGCAGAAUUGCGUCAACCCGUUUCGAAUGCCCUCGCGGAAAGAAAGGGACGUAGCAGGACCAACAUUAAGGAAGCGGUCGAGGUCGCAAGCUCUACCAUUUACCAAGAGCUUUUGCGGACAAAGGGACUGGACUUUGACCGGGAGACGAUGGAGGCAAGAAUGGCGUCGCACCGCAACCACCGGAAUCCAUUUCUGGUCUUUGACGAUCUCCGGAGGCGCCACCUGGCGAGCAGGGCCAAGGAUGCUGCUGACGGAACGGAGGAUGGGCAGCAAGCGCUGGAAGAGGGCAUGCUCAAGGUACUGCUAGGUCUCAGCGACGCCGCCCAGAUUCAUGCGGUCGAGACCUAUGCACGGGCAGGCCGGGUGCGCCAUGCAAUCAAGCUCGGCCGGAGGCUCAUUGACGCGCGAAUGCAGGCUUCCGUUGGCCGCCAGAGGCAGCUGUACUUCCAGACGCGCGUCCUCAAUCUCGUCGUUCGCGCCAUUCUCUUUGGUGGCGCAAGAGACCCGGCGGUGCAGUCUCGUCUUGUCGGCAUCAGGAGACGCAGGCAGAGCCGGACUGCAGCCUUGAUGGACGGCGACGCGCUCAAGCUGCGGGCAAAGCAGCUACGGAGGAUCAGACGUCGGGGCAGGACACCAAUGGAGAACCGCAUCGUCAGCGCUCUGGCAACCAUCAGGACCUUCGGAUGGCCCAAUGCGCAGACGACGACGCUUCUCGUCAACGCGCUCUGCCGUGUGUCGCCGGCCAAGCUCUCGGACGCCGCACUGGUCCAUGCGCUUGAGGUCUCGUUUGACUGGACUGCGAGAGGCGCGGAGCACGUCUGCACAGACCUCGCUGCGCUGCUGGAUGGAGCCCGCUGCGGAGCUGAGGCGUUUGAUCGGGCAGCGUCGAGGCGGGCCAUUCUGCUGAUGGCAAAGGCCAGGCGCCAACACGCGCUGCUCGCCAGGCACUGCAGGCUAGUGCAGCGCUUCCUCCUGAGAAGAAGAAACAGGCCGUUGGCGACGCACGCUGCGCUGAUCGCCGACGAACUUGACAGAGGUGCUCUCGCAUGAUGCUGUACAGUACAUUUAUUCACUACCCACUACAACUACUACUACUACUGCAUUGACACUGGUGUUACAUAAUGUGACGAUU
This is a messenger RNA of Acaromyces ingoldii, 2970 nucleotides long. RefSeq lists its product as hypothetical. The coding region runs from base 339 to 2888 and encodes 849 amino acids. The transcript has a single exon. The record is from RefSeq and is a predicted model, not a curated record. Lineage: Eukaryota; Fungi; Basidiomycota; Exobasidiomycetes; Exobasidiales; Cryptobasidiaceae.